Molecule: messenger RNA, 1727 nt
Organism: Carlito syrichta (Philippine tarsier)
Lineage: Eukaryota; Metazoa; Chordata; Mammalia; Primates; Tarsiidae
Product: zinc finger protein 107-like
Exons: 1
Biological process (GO): regulation of transcription by RNA polymerase II
Cellular component (GO): nucleus
Molecular function (GO): RNA polymerase II cis-regulatory region sequence-specific DNA binding; DNA-binding transcription activator activity, RNA polymerase II-specific
Source: RefSeq, a predicted model, not a curated record
CAGUGUCUUCUCAUUUUACCAAAGACCUUUUGACAGAGCAGGACACAAAAGAUUCAUUCCAAAAAGUGAUAGUGAGAAGAUAUGGAGAUUGCAGCCUUGAGAAUGUAAACUUAAUGACAGACUGGGAAAGUGUAGGUGAGUGUAAGGGGCGGAAAGGAUGUGCUAAUGGACUUAGCCAGUGUUUCUCAACUACCCAUAUCCAAAGUUUUCAAUCUAAUGAACGUAUGAAAGUCCGUAGUAAAUUGUCAAAUCUAAAUAGACAUGAGAUAAGUUAUACUGGAGAGGAACCUUUCAGAAGCAAAGAAUAUGGAAAACCUAUUUACAUGUCUUCAAUCCUAACUCAACAUCAGAGAAUUAAUACUGGAGAGAAUCCCUACAAAUACAGAGAAUGUGGCAAAGCCUUGAACCAGUGUUCACAGUUUGUUGAAUAUAAGAAAAUUCAUCUUGGAGAGAAACUCUACCAGUGUGACCAAUGUGGCAAAGCUUUUAAAUAUAGUUCAACCUUUUCUCAACAUAAGAGAAAUCAUACAAGAGUGAGACUUCACAAAUGUGAAGAAUGUGGCAAAGCUUUUAACUGGUGCUCGGCCCUUACUAAACAUAAGCGAAUUCAUACUGGAGAGAAACCCUACAAAUGUGAAGAAUGUGGCAAAGCUUUUAACCAGUCCUCAAACCUUUUUGAACAUAAAAGAAUUCAUUCAGGAGAGAAACCCUACAAAUGUGAAGAAUGUGGCAAAGCUUUUAACUCAUGCUCAACCCUUACAAAACAUAAGCGAAUUCAUACAGGAGAAAAACCCUACAAAUGUGAAGAGUGUGGCACAGCUUUUAACCAGUGGUCAAUCCUUACCCAGCAUAAGCGAAUUCAUACUGGAGAGAAACCCUACAAAUGUGAGGAAUGUGGCAAAGCUUUUAGCCAGUGGUCAAACCUUACUAAUCAUAAGCGAUUUCAUACUGGAGAGAAACCCCAUAAGUGUGAGGAAUGUGGCAAAGCCUUUUACCAGUCCUCAAGACUUGCUGUACAUAAAAGAAUUCAUACUGGAGAGAAACCUUACAAAUGUGAAGAAUGUGGCAAAGCCUUUAACCAGUGGUCAAGCCUUACUAAUCAUAAGCGAAUUCAUACUGGAGAGAAACCCUACAAAUGUGAAAAAUGUGGCAAAGCCUUUAACCAGUGCUCACACCUUUCUAAACAUAGGAAGAUUCAUACCACAGAAAAACUCUUCCAAUGUAAAGAAUGUGAAAAAGCCUUUAACCAGUGCCCACAUCUUUCUGAACAUAAAAGAAUUCAUACUGGAGAGAAACCCUACAAAUGUGAAGAAUGUGGCAAAGCUUUUAGCUAUAUAUCAUACUUUACUAAACAUAAGCGACUUCAUACUGGAGAGAAGCCCUACAAAUGUGAAGUAUGUGGCAGAGCUUUUAACCAGUAUUCAAUCCUUACUAAACAUAAGCGAAUCCAUACUGGAGAGAAACCCCACAAAUGUGAAGAAUGUGGCAAAGCCUUUUAUCAGUCCUCAAAACUUGCUGUACAUAAAAGAAUUCAUACUGGAGAGAAACCCUACAAAUGUGAAGAAUGUGGUAAAGCUUUUAACCAGUUGGCAAACGUUAAUAAUCAUAAGCGAAUUCAUACUGGAGAGAGACCCUACAAAUGUGAAAAAUGUGGCAAAGCCUUUAACCAGUGCUCACACCUUUAUAGACAUAGGAAAAUUCAUACCACAGAAAAACUUCCAGUGUAA